Messenger RNA from Hypoxylon trugodes, 3522 nucleotides. Its product is annotated as DNA binding regulatory protein AmdX. The record is from RefSeq and is a predicted model, not a curated record. Gene Ontology annotation, biological process: regulation of transcription by RNA polymerase II; DNA-templated transcription. Lineage: Eukaryota; Fungi; Ascomycota; Sordariomycetes; Xylariales; Hypoxylaceae. Gene Ontology annotation, cellular component: chromatin. Bases 1 to 3522 code for a protein of 1173 amino acids. Gene Ontology annotation, molecular function: RNA polymerase II cis-regulatory region sequence-specific DNA binding; DNA-binding transcription factor activity, RNA polymerase II-specific; zinc ion binding. The transcript is spliced from 3 exons.
AUGUCCAAUCCAUCGCCGCCCGCUGUAGUCUCAGGGAACAAUGCUGGCAACGAUGAUUCUGCCUCGUCUAUUACGGUGAACACCACCACCACCACCACCGCUGCUCCCGCGACUUUCCCUCCGCCCAAAACCGACAAGCCUCGUCCUCACGUCUGUGCUACUUGUCAGCGCUCAUUUGCCCGACUGGAACAUCUGAAACGUCAUGAGCGUUCCCACACCAAAGAAAAGCCAUUUGAGUGUCCCGAGUGCACACGAUGCUUUGCCCGACGAGAUCUGCUCCUGCGACACCAGCAGAAACUCCACCAGACCACGACACCCUCGUCGCGGCCACGGAACCGUCGCGAGAGCACCAGCAGUACUGCUACCGCUCAGAGUCGGGCUCGGAAAAAUAGUGUUGCCAGUGCAAACGCUUCCGCAGCUGCAGCAAACGCCUCGAUGAGGCCUCGCGCAAACACCAUUAGCCAUGUGGACGGGAACCAUAUGCAAAUGAUUGCUGCCGCGAAUGCUCAAGUCGCGAGGAGUCAACACCAUAUCCCGCCGACUCACAGUCGCCACCAGAGCCUCGUGGGAUUGCCACUACACAAUGUGGACCAUGGUUUUGCCGGUAUGUCCUCGGUGAUGGGUCAUCGGGGCAUGAGCCAUGGGUUACCGAAGCUGGAGACUCAUAGCAUUAAUAACAUGGACUUUAAUGCUGGCCUACGUACAGCUCCUCCUCUACCCUUCCAACCCGAUUAUGAGUUUGAGAAUCUGCUGUUUGGUCAACCAGGUUCAACUAUCAACCCGAACGCGCUCCACUAUACCGAGUCUCCCCACUCAAUGUCCCUCGACCCCACGUCUCCUUUUGGUAACGGGAUGACGGACAUGUCUACUCCUAGCCAGCAUAUCGAUGAUAGCUUUGACUGGUUAACAGGAUUCGAGCAUCAGAUGUCAUUCAACAACCCCGGCGAGAAUGCUGUCGACGGUUCGUCACCGUCCGCGAUGAGCACCACUAGUCAAAGUGGUAUUAGUGAUGUGAUGCUUGAUGGUUCCAACCCAACAGCUGUGACGACGGCAUCUAGUUCCAUGUGGCAGCCGGCUUUAAUGGGCCCUCCUCAGGUGACGACGCCCUUUUCCAUGGAGAUGAGCGGCACGGUCUUUCCGGAUCUAUUGAACGGCGCACCUGUUUCUCCCCAGUCGUCAUCUCAGAAGAAUAUGAGUGACAUUUAUUUCUCAACUCCACCUCCAUCAAUGAGUUCACUUAGUCCUUCUAUGAUGCCCGGCUUGACCGCGCACGGAUUGAACCAAUCCCUCGGUUUCGGUCCUGGUCCGGAGACACCAACCUCUCUUGGUGGUAGCCAUCAGUCACACUCACCUGUUUCAACUAUUACUGAAGCUACGCGGAACGCGCUCAUCAGCGCGUUGUCCCAAUGUGGGCCGUACAGCGGACGUAAAUAUUCCUUCACAUCCCCAAACUCCCCUAUGUCGCCUCAAUUCCCGAAUACCCCCGAUAACGCAUCUGACAAUGUGAAAAACCUACCAAGCACUCAAGAUCUACAGAGAUAUGUUGCUGCAUAUUUCCGUUAUUUCCAUCCCCAUCUCCCAUUUCUACAUUUACCCACUCUCUCAUUUGACACACCAUCUAGUUCAAACGGUGGACGCUCUAAUACAGUUGGUGGAAGCGGUUGUCUCAUUUUAUCUAUGGCUGCUAUUGGUGCUCUUCAUGAAAUGGAGCGCGCUCAAUCAAGGGAGUUGUUCGAAAUGGCCAAGAAAAUGAUACAGCUAUACCUAGAAGAACGAAGAAAAGCCGAUAUGCGAAAGGCUGAUUUCCGCCGAACUCCCUCAUCCGACCAGGGAUCCCAAGGACCGGAGUCGUCGAUCCACACACCACUAUGGUUAGUGCAAGCAAUGCUGCUCAACGUCGUAUAUGGACACAAUUGCGGUGACAAGAUUGCGAGUGAUAUCGCCUCAACUCACUCCGCGGCCCUAGUUAGUCUUGCUCAAGCUGCUGGCCUACUUCGACCCGUGAAAAUGGACUCGGCAGAAAUUCGGGAAAUCCAAAUCAAUGACGCCGAGGGUAAUUGGAACGGUGGCAUUAAGGCAGAUUCUGAGGAACAGGCCGAAUGGCUAAGGUGGAAAACCAUGGAGGAACGAAAACGCACUCUUUACGUUAUCUUCAUUCUUUCGAGUAUCCUAGUGACGGCUUACAACCAUACCCCGGCAUUGACUAACUCCGAAAUUGUUCUGGAUCUUCCUUGUGAUGAAGAGUUCUUCGCAGCUGAGAGUGCUGCCUCCUUCCAAUUGAAAGGCGGUGUGCGGGCUGCCGGGCACAACCGAACUACGUUCCACGAGGCUUUAGGCGAGUUGCUUCGUACCAACGAGAAGCAGCAGAAAUUGGCAUUUAGCAAUGGGCAGCAGCAAAUGGGCUCGGCGAUUCAAAUGAACGAUAUCCCACCAAGUGAAUUGAAGCCAAGUACCCUUGGCUGCUUAGUUUUGAUCAACGCUCUUCACAACUACAUUUGGGAAACUCGUCAGCGUCACCAUAACAAGAUGUGGACAAAUGAAGAGACGGAAAAAAUGCACCGUCACAUCGAGCCAGCAUUAAAAGCAUGGCAAUCGGCUUGGGCUAGUAACCCACACCACAGCUUAGAGCGCCCAAAUCCGUUUGGCAUGGGACCUCUUUCAGCCGACGCAAUUCCUUUACUCGACCUAGCUUAUAUCCGAUUAUUUGUUAACAUGUCCCGAACCAAAGAGAAGUUUUGGCAACGAGACUGGGACGGCCUGGCAGACGAACUCUCCCGUGGUACCGAGAUCGUUCAACACGCAGAGCAUUCUCCAUCGUCGAACGCGGAAUCAAUGACAGAUCCAUCGGAUGCUUCUGCCGCAAGCUCAGUCUUCGUCGACUCACCACCAACGCAAUCUUCGUCUCCCGAAUUUUCCGCAGUCAAAUUUCCCCCGCCCCCUCUUUCGCAGUCCCAGCUACAGGGUACUAACAGCCGGGCGAUAACUCGCCGGGAAAAACACCUUCGCAAGGCUGCUUUCUAUGCUGCUGACUCUCUUUCCAUGUCUGAUAAGCUCGGCGUUACGUUUGCUGAAUUUACCGGCCGAGAACUACCUGUACAAUCUGCAAUGUGCUCUUUUGAUUGCGCGCAGGUUCUCGCCGAAUGGAUCGCCACGCUACAAGACCGAGUCGGUAGAUAUCUCGGCGUCCUUGGCAAGGAUGAGGUUGAUAUGAGUGGAGUUCCGGCCAUUAUGCUACUCGAAGAUGAGGACGUCAAGCUUAUCCAUAAGAUCCAGGAGCUUCUUUCAACUGCCGAGAUGAAGAUGAAUAUGGAUAUUGUUAGUGGCAGUGUCAAUGGUGGUAUCGAUUCUCGCCUUCAAAUGGAUAGCCACGGUGGAUAUGCGACUAAAAUCCUGAGAGUCACGGCGUACAUGCUUGACAAGUCCGCCGUAUGGCCAGUGCACAACUUAAUGGCGCGUUGCCUCGAGAGCCAUGCGAACUUCAUGGCGUCGCGUGCCGACAAGUCAGUUGUGGCCAGUGAGUAA